Messenger RNA from Mya arenaria, 4360 nucleotides. RefSeq names its product cytochrome P450 2D27-like. Gene Ontology annotation, molecular function: heme binding; iron ion binding; monooxygenase activity. Lineage: Eukaryota; Metazoa; Mollusca; Bivalvia; Myida; Myidae. The coding region runs from base 390 to 1949 and encodes 519 amino acids. The transcript has 7 exons. The record is from RefSeq and is a predicted model, not a curated record.
CCGCAAUAUGCUAACUCUCUUUCUCGUGUUUUAUCAAUAAAAUGCUUCAUCAAUUAUUCACAGAGGUGAAGAUCAAUUGAUCACACACACUUGGUAAUAUUGUGAUGCAUGAUGUAUUUUUUCUUCAUUCUUUCAGUAUUCAAAUGGAUAUUAAGAUUUGUUUCCAAAUAAGGAAGUUGGCAGUCGCCAUAACGUGAUUUUCAAUAUCUAAUGAAGGCAUUCAAAACGGAGUGUAUAGAUACAUGUACAUAUAACAACUGUGAUUGAUUGGGGGACGUCUUGCGAACAAUCAUUUGACUAAAUAGCUAAUGCCGAAAGCAAUAAGAAAACAAAAACCAUUCCUUAUCCAGUGAUUGGCUCAUUGGUCACAAAGUAACACACACAUAAUUAUGAUGACAAGCUCAGUGUGUCGGAAAUUAUCUGUUUUGCACAACGUCCGUGUCAAACAUCGAACUGCCUUAAGCGCACGUGAGAAAUCAGUGGACAGAAAUGGCAUAGCGGACACGGUUAGAACGCACCAGAAAUACGUGGUGGAUGGCUCCACACAUCUCAGCUCGUCUCACGUAGACCGGAAAAGGCUCCAUAUACAAGGGUUGGAAUGGAGUAGAAUAAAAGGCCCCGUUGUCCGUAUACAAAUUCUCUGGAAGAAGAUUAUCCUGCUGAGCGACUCGUUGCUGUUGCGGGGCUUGCUUGACAACGAAAGCGAUGGUGGCCGCACGUGCAACCACAGGCCGCGCACAACAUGCGGUGACGUAAUCACGCACAGCAUCGCCUUCUCCACAAACUUCCAGUUUUCCAGAGUGCAAAAGUUAAAACUUUUAGAAAUAUCAAAUUCGACGGAGAACAAAGCGGUUCAAGCAUCAUCUGCUGAUCUGGCCAUUUAUAGCUUGACUAACGUGUUAUCGUCAUGCGCUGGACGCGACGUCAACCCGACAAAUGCAUUCCUUGGCGAAUACCUGCAAAAUAUGUUAUCCAUACAGUUGAUCGGAGUGACGCUGCCUCCCGAGGAUCCGGACCACGACGUGCUCUGGGAAUUUAUUGACCACCUGUACGCACUCAUUGAUCCGGCCGUGGACGCCGCACUCCGCACAUUCCCCUUCCUUCGCCUACUUCCGGGUUACUAUGGCGAUCUAUACCGGCAGACGAUCGCCGCCCGCGACCGCGUUGCCAAACGAUUCUUUGAGGAUCAGAAGGCAAGUUACCGGCCCGGGGUCGUUCGGGGUUUGGUGGACGUGUGUCUUAUAAACCAGCAGGCAGAGAUAACCAGGACCGGGACCUCCUGGCUAACGGAUGAACACAUCAAGGGCCUUAUAUACGACACGCUAGCCGCAGGCAUGACGGAGCUGCUCAAGUCGCUUCGACUCUUCCUGUUACUCAUGUGCCAUCAUCCGGAAGUUCAAGCUCGCAUCCAAACGGAGGUCGACACUGUUAUAGGUUCCGAUCGUUUUCCGAAAGCCGGUGACCGGAUGUGGAUGCCGUAUACGGAAGCGGUGAUGCUAGAGGUGUGGCGGUAUGGCUCUCAGACCCCCCUGGCCAUCCCCCACCUCUGUCGAAAGGACGUCGUUUUGGAGGAAUACCUCAUAGAGGCCGGGACUGUGAUUUUCCCGAACUUGUACGCAGUGCAUCACGAUGAGGCGGUCUGGGGUGAUCCUUGGAACUUCCGGCCCGAACGCUUCCUCGACGCCAAGGGAAAUCUUCUCCCCACUGAACAUGUCUUCAUGCUAAAUGUAAUACCGUUCGGUGUUGGAAAGCGAGCGUGCCCAGGUCAAGAUUUUGCCAGGUCGAGAAUUUUCAUCACCGUUGCCGCUCUAAUUCAGCGCAUGCGCAUCGAACCUCCGGAAAACAGCGAACUGCCAUCACCAGAUCCAAGGCUAUAUACAAAGAAUUAUCCCAUGAAUGAACCUCAGUUUCAAUGUCGAUUUCUAGCUCGUGGAGAUGUAUUUGUUUGACCGAAAUAGUUGGUCACCGGUUAAUAAUGACUAUAUAUUCUUCAUAUGUGGAUACCUCUACUAGUCUACGUAUAAGUAUGAGUUUGGCCUGCUACCAAACGCUGUGUCGAGUCACUUUUGUAUGGUUUCAGAAACAGGAGCGAAUGGAUAAGUUGCCCCAAAAAACAACACAUACAAUUUUUAAGUGACAAGUAUACAUGUGACGUCGGGUUGGGUUCCCUCGUGGUAAUCAAGGGUAAUUGUUGGUCUAAAUUGUUUCAGUCGGAUAUGUUCUAAAGAAAGGUACGAAAUUGACAUACCUGGUUCAAGCAAAGGACGUGAAUGUAGACGUUUUGGAAGUAGUGAUUAUCAGGGUUAUAGUAUCUUUUUUAUACUGAUUGGUCGCUCUUUAUAGUCAUGACAUCACCAGAAACAAAAUACAAUUCACAUUGUACGGUUUUUUAAUUUGCUUUUAUGAAUUUUUCGCACAGUAAACCUAGAAUGCAUAUUUAUCAUUGCAGUAAUUAAAACGUAUUUUGUGAAAAAUAUGCUGUAUAUCAAAAUUAACAUUGAGGCCAGAAAUAGCUGCCGAAUGUGCUGAAUUUCAAAGAGCAUCAAUUUUAUACUCGAGUUCAUGAGUUUAGCCUUUAAUGGAUAUACAAAAAUGUAUAGUUUCUGAACAAAAGAUCUGCGACAAGGCAUUUGCUUAACGAUAUUUCAAAAGAAAUAUUUAUCAGUUACAAGUCUUGAUAAAUUAAUGGAAAACAUAUACUAUUACAAACUUGAAAUUGUACAUUAUAUGAUAAUCAUUAUGCAAUUACAGCCCAAAAACAUUUGAUAUGGUAUCAAAUGUCACAAAAUUACGUUAUUUCCACUCCGAUUUUCUAGAAAAAUAUAUAUAACAAACAUUUCAUCAAGUUUCAAGUUUCAAGUUUUAUUUUCAUCAUGGCAUAUAUAUAUGCAUGUGAUAUCACAAAACAAUGAUACACAUAUUAAUUAACAUCAAAUAAACUCACCAACUAUGACGUUUCAACUGAGGAAGUGCAUUGUAAGCAACAAAAUGAGCAUGUGCAAUAUGGACUGUAAACAGCCGCAUUAUAAUAUAUGAUGUUGCUACAAAAAGUCUUUUGUUAUCCACAAAUACCUCUCUUUGAUGUUUUACCCGAGCCAUUUGUAACAACUAUUAAUAAACGGGUGUUGAUCUCCAAAGAGUCAUUGUACUGAAUAAUGCCAAAUUUUGAGUUUCUGCGUACCGUGAUACACCCGCUUGAGUCUCGACUAUUCCUUAUAAACCGUGAAUACCGCAUACCAAAAAGGGUUUGUUAAAGCCUGAUUUAUUGUCCUGUUGGUCCGGAUGAUUUAAAUGACAAGGCAUGUGUAUUGUAGUUUGCGUUACCUAUUACAAGAUGGUUACGUAAGAGAGCGGCGGUCAGUGGGUCGAGUCACAGACCAGUAUAUGCAGCGCAUUCUAAAAUGUUGUACUAUGAGACCCAACUUGUUUUUUUAUGAGAUGAUACAAGUAAUUUCUCAAUUCAUAUACAAUAGAAAGUGAAUUGUAUUGCUUCUUCUUUAAAUAUACGUAUGAAAGCCGGUUUCCCAAGGGUUUAUUUAGAAUAACAUGAAUUCUUUUUCUGAAGUACAUAUAUUUAGUUUUAAUGCUUUCCGAUACAUUUUGAGAACUAAACUUUGAGUUAUUUUUUCUUUGAAAAUAUAUCAACGAUGAUAAAACAACUACAAGAAUGUACAAUAGCGCCUGAAGCAAAAUAUGGUGAACUCUCACUGAACUAGUAAAGAGGAAUACAUGUGUUAAAAUAUUGGGUUAGUUUCUCACAUCAAGGGGACGAUAUACUAACCAAUAGUGACAUUGGCCCUAUCUUUGAAAGCAACCCUACAAACUCAAAACUUCAUACAGCCAGACAGUCCCACUGGUUGAAGCAUGAUCUCUCGCAAUUAUGAAAUAGCUCAAGCCCAUUUUUAAAACCUAAUCAGUGAACAAGAACUCAACAUAAACGUAUGUUUCCAUUUGGCUGAGGCCAGGGUUGUAAAUUAUUUUUUUGAGAGAAAAGAUAUGAAAAUAUUUCUUCGCCUAUAAAAUACUAUGCUAUUUUCUGUUUCAAUAGGUGUGAAAUAUUUUAGAUUAGCUUGUAUUUUAAUGAUGCAAUCCUUUGCCAAAAUUUCCACUUGACGGAAUUGUUAACGAUACAAUGCUGUGUACGCCGUGAUUCUUUGUUUUCUAUGCAUAGUAAUGGUAAAUAUUUAAGAAGUCAGACAUGCGUUAAAAAGUUAGUUUUGUUCAUUACUUUUAUAAAACGACUUGUUUGUUAAGUUUCUGUUAUUUUUUUCAAUGAAUAUCGAUUUUAACGUGAAAUGUAUAUAUGCUGUUGUUAAUGUAAAUUCUUCUCAGAUAAAUAAAGCAUACUAUAGUUAAUCCA